Molecule: messenger RNA, 3018 nt
Organism: Puntigrus tetrazona (Sumatra barb)
Lineage: Eukaryota; Metazoa; Chordata; Actinopteri; Cypriniformes; Cyprinidae
Gene: mtnr1ab
Product: melatonin receptor 1A b
Exons: 2
Coding region: 537-1592 (351 amino acids)
Biological process (GO): G protein-coupled receptor signaling pathway
Cellular component (GO): membrane
Molecular function (GO): melatonin receptor activity
Source: RefSeq, a predicted model, not a curated record
AAAGCUAGAGUUUGAACCCCGGUCUCUAUCCAAUAUUCCACGCACCGAAACGAUUUUUUUUUUUCUCAAGACGCGUGAUUAAACUACGUGCACGUGUCGAUUUUGACGUAAAUAAAGGAUGGAUGAGCAAAAUUAAUGAAUGAACACAUGCAUAAAUAAUCGCUAGAGAAUGCAAAAGAAGCAACUCAACCUUCUUCGACCCAAAUUCCGAGCCGAUUUCGUUGUCUUCCACAGCGGGGCAGCGUAACAGCGAACUACAGACAGCAUCACCCAUCCAUGGGCAUUUGAGAAGAACUUAACUUGCUGUCGGAUGUCACAUACCAACAAUCUGAUGUAGACAGAAAGCUAUAAAAGUGCGGACACAUGUCCGCGCUCAGACCAUGAAGGCGUGCGCUCCAUCGAGGACCAUGAUAUGUAAACAGACCUUUAUUUUACGCACGUUUACGCAAACGCAAUAACAGCCACACAUGUUUUUUUUUUUUCCACUGGAAUCAAAUCCUAUGAUUUAUGGCGAGGAUUAUUGAAGUGAAGAUAAAAUGAAAAUAAAUGGCAGCCGCUUGAUGAACAGUUCUUCACUGAGUCCUCACGAGAUCACUCUGAAUCGCCCACCCUGGGUCGCCACAACUUUGGGCAGCUUUCUGAUCUUCACUAUCGUGGUUGAUAUUUUGGGGAAUCUCUUGGUGAUCUUCUCCGUGUACAGAAACAAGAAACUUCGUAACGCAGGGAACAUAUUUGUGGUGAGCCUGGCGGUAGCUGACCUGGUGGUAGCCGUCUAUCCUUAUCCUCUCGUGCUGGUCUCCAUUGUCCAUAAUGGAUGGAAUCUGGGAUUCGUCCACUGCCAGAUCAGUGGAUUCCUGAUGGGACUGAGCGUGAUUGGAUCUAUAUUUAACAUCACUGGCAUUGCCAUCAAUCGCUACUGCUAUAUCUGUCACAGCCUCAAGUAUGACAAGCUAUAUAGCGACAAGAACUCGCUUUGCUACGUCGUUCUCAUCUGGAUACUGACCGUGGUCGCUAUAGUGCCGAACUUUUACGUCGGCUCCUUACAAUACGACCCCAGGGUCUACUCGUGUACGUUUGCGCAGUCGGCCAGUUCGGCGUACACCAUCGCCGUCGUGUUCUUCCACUUCAUUCUUCCAAUCAUGAUUGUGACGUACUGCUACCUGCGGAUCUGGAUCUUGGUGAUCCAGGUGAGGAGACGCGUCAAACCCGAGUUCCGGCCUAAACUCACGCCGCACGACGUGAGGAACUUCGUCACCAUGUUUGUGGUGUUUGUUCUUUUUGCAGUCUGCUGGGCCCCUCUCAAUUUCAUCGGCCUGGCGGUUGCUAUAAACCCGGAGCGGGUCGCCCCUCUCAUCCCGGAGUGGUUUUUUGUAUCCAGUUAUUUUAUGGCCUAUUUCAACAGUUGCCUUAAUGCAAUAGUCUACGGACUGCUGAAUCAGAACUUCAGACGAGAGUACAAAAAAAUUAUUGUCUCGCUGUGUACUGCAAGGAUGUUCUUCCCAGAGAGCUCAAAUGAUGCUGCGGAUCGGAUCAAAAGCAAGCCAUCUCCUUUAAUGACGAACAACAACCAAGUCAAAGUAGAUUCGGUAUGAAAACACCUAAAAGGACACUGUGAAAAAAACCAAAUACGCAUUUCAGCUGCUUUCAGAACCGACUAUUUAUAAUCGAUAUUUAUAACCUGAUGUCUUUCUUGUACCUGUUGCUUUUACAAGAAGGUGCGAUGCAGAUAUCUUGCUUGAUCUCAGUGUUUACAAGUUUUGGGAUUUUAUAUACAGUACGUCCAUCAUUUUUUUUUUCAGGACAUCAUAAAAUUAAUGCUACAAACCAAUGCACACAUUGUUGUACAUGAAGAAUAAGGUGCCAGUUGAGCAUAACAGUAGACUUAAUCCUGGUAAGUGCUCAAUAAUAUCAUUUUUGAUGGUUAUAAUGUUUGUUUUUUAGGUUUAGUUAUUUUCUGAUGUUUUUAGAGGCUGUCUGCAUGACAUAUUAUGCAUUUGAAAAAUAAUAUUGUACUCAAGUAUAUUAUUUCUAGGCAACCUGGUAAGACAGCCAGUGCAGGCAAACAACAUCAUUUCUCCCAUAUUUGAAAGCAAAUGUAUUUAAGUCCUAUGACAGAUUUAAAGAGCCCCUAAUAUGCUAUUUUUAAGGCCCCUAAUGUUUUUGGGGGGAAUGUCCUACAAUAGACAUUCAUGCAAGGUGAAAAAACACUUUUGUUUUCUUUUAAUAUCACUUCAUUUUCCAGCGAUUCUCAAACGUUUCGUUCGAAGCAGUUCUAAGAUUCAGUCUCUCUAAAACCCUCCUUUCCGUGAGCCUACACUGCUCUGAUUGGUCAGAUGGCUCAGUCUGUCAUGAUUCAAAUGUGUGGAAAUGGGAUAUAGAUUACUAAUGACUUGUUUAAGCUGUAUAGAGUUGAUUCUUGAUUUUGACAAUUUUGCACUUUCGGAUUUUCAGCUUUGCAGAUUGUUUACAUUCACAUACAACUAUAUUACAAACCGCAUUAAAGGCAAUAUGGGCAAUAUCAUAAUAGGGGCACUUUAAGACUGGGUUCGUGAAAAUGUAAGCAAGCUCUUAAAGGAAUAGUUCACCCAAAGAUCAUGUCAUUUUGUAAGAUUAUCUGUCCAUAUAAUGAAAAUCACUUUAAAAAUGGAAUUUGGAGUAAAAUGAGUGAACGAUAACAAACUUUACAUUUUUGGGUUAGCUUUCCCUUUAAAUGGUCACUGUAGCAUCUGUGUAACUGCAUAUCUUGAGGAAUGUGAACAAAAUGGCAAAUUCUAAAAAUAAGAUUUUAGACAUUUAUGUUCUUCUUAACCAUCUGUUAUAACACUUAUGAUUUAUUUAUAUUGGCCAGACUGCAUUGCUAUACUACUGUAAUGGAGUGUACUUAAUGAUGUGCGAUUAGUGCUGCUGAGCGAUUAACAGCAAAGAUUUUGUUUACAUAAUAUAUGUGUGUGUACUGUGUAAAUGUAUUAUGUAUAUAUAAAUACACACAUUCGUACAUAUUUAAGAAAAAUAAUUCAC